CAGUUUAUGAAACCUGAAUCACAUGUUUAUGUGCUCGUAUCUUUUGUUUCCAUUAUUAAUACAUACAAUAUAGUAACCCAUUGAUAAAACCAGAUGUGCCGUGUCUAUGUUAGUGAAAUAUUAGCUUAAUCAAAUAUUUAUAUGGAGUACUUAACUAUUAAGAUUAAAAUUAAUUAAAAUCAGUCGGCACUCUCGUUUUAUAAGAAAAAUCACUUGAACUUCACCCGAUAACUCUUGAUCGUCACAAAUUACUUGAUUCAAUUUUAAAUUCAAUUGAAAUUAUCGAAAACUACGAUAUAUUUGUAUUAAAUUAGAUUUAAAAUCCAAAGUCAGCGGUAAAAUUCCAUUCAGAAUUAUAUAUUGAUGAAUUCAAACAUUUUUUACAUUUAUAUAAAUUUAUCAACAUUUUAAUAAAGGGUAGGAAAAUUUCAAUAUUACUUGUUAGUAGUAUGCGGUGGAAUGUUUAUGACAACCGCUUUAAGUCUAACAUCCGUAUCUUUUGUUAUUCCAUCAGCUCAAUGUGAUUUAAAUUUGACAUCGUCUCGAAAGGGAGUUUUGAGUGGAAUGUCAAUGUUUGGUAUGUUAUUUGGUUCGUACCUCUGGGGAAACUGGGCUGACGUUAAAGGUCGAAAGACUGUGUUAUUUAUGUCCUUAUUAAUUGAUGCAACUUUUAGUAUAUUGUCAAGUAUAUCACCAACCUACGAACUGUUUUUACUAUGUCGAUUUAUGUGUGGUUUUGGCACAUCCGGAACUGCAGUUGUUUUUAGUUAUUUGGGUGAGUUCUUACCAUCUAAUCACCGAGAAAAACUGUUGAGUACUACGGAAUUAUUUUGGACAAUUGGAAUCAUAAUUGUUCCUUGUAUUGCAUGGCUGGUGAUACCAAUGACGUUUAGUAUAAAAAAUGAUUAUAUUUAUUUUUCAUCUUGGAAUCUAUUCAUUAUAAUAUGCUCGUGUCCCAAUAUAAUAUUGUCUUACGUGCUGUACAAACUUCCAGAGUCACCAAAAUUUUUACUUUCUAAGGGUAAAGUAGACGAAAUUGUUCAGUGUUUGGAAACUAUAUGCAAAUGGAAUAAAAUAAAAAAGUCUCAUGAUUUCAAUCUUAUUUCAUUGAUACCAAAAGAAACCGAAAACGUUGACACAAAUAUAGGCUUUUUUCAAAAUUUUUUUGUUGGCAUACGAAAUUUAAUGUUUUCCAAAUACUGUGUGAUUGCUAUACAAUCUUUCAUCCUACAGUUUGGUUCUACUACCAGCUUUUACACGAUUAUAAUGUGGGCUCCAGAGCUCAUGAAUAGGUUCAAAUAUUAUGAAAAUCUAAACUCGCCCUCUUCUAACAUCAGUAUGUGUGAAAUAAUGUCUUUAUUUAAAAAUUUAACAACUUCUACUGAAAAUGUGUGCAUUGAUACAAUCGACAAUAUGGUUUACUUGAACAUUUUUCUUAUCGGUGUUGUAAGCCUUCCACCUUGUAUCGUAAUACCAUUUAUGGUCAAACGAUGGGGUUUGCGGAAAGUAGCAGUUAUGUGUUUUUUAACAUCCGGAAUUGCAGCAGGUUGCCUUUAUUUUGUGAAGAACUCCUUCCAAAAUUUUAUGAUGUCGGCUAUUUUCGAAGCUCUGUCUAGUAUUGGAAUAACUUUAGUGUAUUGUAUUUGCAUUCAUCUUUUUCCUACUGAAUUAAGAGGAGUAGCUGUAUCUAUUGGUAGCAUGUUUGGUAAAUUUGGAGGUCUUAUGGGCAAUAUAAUGCUUGGUAUGUUCAUUGAUGUAUAUUGUGCUGUACCCAUAAUAAUAUCAUGUUUGUUACUCAUUCUUACAGCUUUAACAUUGCUCUUCCUACCAAACACAAAGAAAACAAUAUUAAAUUAAAUGAAAAUUAAAACUAAUGGAAAUUUUUCUCGAAUAGAAUACUUAUAAAUAACUUACAAUAAAAAAAAAGUGUUUCAGUACUUAAUUUAUGAUAAAAUUUAAAAAUUAAAUGUUUAUUAAU
Daktulosphaira vitifoliae (grape phylloxera) is the source of this 1978-nucleotide messenger RNA. RefSeq names its product synaptic vesicle glycoprotein 2B-like. Gene Ontology annotation, biological process: transmembrane transport. The record is from RefSeq and is a predicted model, not a curated record. Gene Ontology annotation, cellular component: membrane. Lineage: Eukaryota; Metazoa; Arthropoda; Insecta; Hemiptera; Phylloxeridae. The coding region runs from base 460 to 1857 and encodes 465 amino acids. The transcript has 12 exons. Gene Ontology annotation, molecular function: transmembrane transporter activity.